Messenger RNA from Cooperia oncophora, 324 nucleotides. Lineage: Eukaryota; Metazoa; Nematoda; Chromadorea; Rhabditida; Trichostrongylidae. The record is from the annotation of a GenBank genome assembly.
AUGGACCCAUCUCUGGUCAGUUCGGCACUAUGCAAGCGAUCUCAAGCCGUUUUCAUGCAGGAAAUGGUCUCGAAUUUUGGCGAGAAUCCAUUCCCAAGUGAUCAUUAUGGCGAUAUUCGCACUGAGGCGAUUUCUACAGCAUUGAAGGCUGAGCAGAGUUGUGAGGACAUGCUGGCCGCAAGAGAAGAACAAGUGAAUAAAAUAAAUAUUAUUUCAGAUGAAGUGGACAUGGAAAAGGUUGAACUCGCAAGGAAGUUGUUGGCUGAGGUCAGGCGAGAGCACUAUUUUUCGCUUUCUUUCAUUAUUUUUAAUCACAUGGCGUGA